AUGGAAAAUGACAACGUCAAUGGGAGCAUGAGAAGCUCCGCAUCGGAGGUGGAGGAGGCCGAACGAGCUGAACAGUUGGGCAUGUUUGACGAGGAGGAUCAGCAGGAUCAAUGGACCGGUGGAGUGACCCCGGAGCGAACAGAGCGAAUUGAGCUGGUGGAUGAAUCGCCUAUGGGCGUGGUGGGCUCGGGAGAAUAUGAUUACGAUGAGGAGGAGAUCACUGAUCCCGCGUGCCUGGAGGUGAACACAGAGACCUUUGACGAGUUCCGACUGUCCCCAGAGCAGGUUGCCAAGGUGCAGGGUGGCUUCGCUCAGCUUGUAGAGAACGCGGGCUCGCCGGAAGCAGCAGGCGACGCUGUUUACUCCACACUCUUCGAGGCAGCUCCGAGCCUUCAGUCGCUGUGGACCACACCCAGAGCUGUGCAAGGGAUGAAGUUCGCAGGCUCGCUCGCUCUGCUCAUCUCCAAGCUCGCAUAUCCAGAGGAGUUCAAGACACUUGUGGAUACCCUGGGGUUUCAGCACCUGACCACGGAGGUCACCAUUCCACGAAUUGAAGUCUUCCGAGAUGCACUUGUAGAGCUUUUCGCUGCAGAUCUAGGCGACCUUUUCACAAUGGAUGUUCGGAUCUCGCUGUGCCGCAUGUUCAACUACAUCGGCGGUGCUUUCAUCUACAUCCGCAACAACUAUUCCUCCCGCCUGAAGCUCAUCUCGCAUUGUUGGACGCUAGCCAACAGCCAGAAGAAUGAGCAGGAUGAAGACACGCAGGAAGAGAACGCAGAGUCCAAUCUGGAGCACAAAGACGCGGAAAAGGAAAAAGGCCAGGCAAGCCUCAAAUACAGUGACCCUGCUCCGGCCCGGGCUUUGAUGAGAAGUUUUGUUUGCGCAAUGAUCGCGAGGCAAUACAUGGCAUGCUUGUGCAGUUCAUUGCUCGAUAAAUUUAUCGCAUGA
Molecule: messenger RNA, 948 nt
Organism: Symbiodinium natans
Lineage: Eukaryota; Dinophyceae; Suessiales; Symbiodiniaceae
Source: the annotation of a GenBank genome assembly